AUGUCACCCGUUGGCAUUUCGAGAAAUAUCAAUAAUGGUGUCAUCGGGCCUUCCCAAAUUGACAACUGCACAAUGUUUGAUGCAAAAAUUCCACUGGGACAGUACAUAUUUGAGAGAUUGCUAUCAUGCGGAACUAAAACCGUCUUUGGAGUACCCGGUGAUUUCAAUCUGACAUUAUUGGAGCACAUGUACUCUUCACGAACAAUUUCAGAUGGGCUUCAGUGGAUUGGAACAUGUAAUGAACUUAACGCAGCAUAUGCAGCAGAUGGCUAUUCCCGUUACACGAAUAAAAUUGGCUGUUUGAUAACAACGUUUGGCGUCGGAGAACUCUCCGCCUUGAACGGCGUGGCAGGAGCGUUUGCUGAAAAUGUCAAGGUUCUGCAUAUUGUGGGGGUGACACCGUCAAGUUUCCGCAACGACGCUGCACGGAGUUACCACAACGUGCACCAUCUUGUACCUGCCCUCUCAGAAGCGAAUUUUAACCCCCCGAACCACCGUGUGUAUUUCGAAAUGAUUCGAGACCGAAUUUCUUGUUCCAGUGUCUUCCUUGACAAUAUCGAAGAAGCAUGCGAUCAAAUCGACAAAGUCAUCAACGAGAUUUACCGGUUCAGCAGACCGGGAUACAUUUUUGUCCCUGCUGAUUUCCCUGAUAAGUUAGUUCCAGCUUUCAAUCUCUUAGAUCGACCAUCAAUUACUUUAGAAAGUGCAAUGUCUUCUUUGUCUGUUAACCAAGAAGACAUUGACGCUUGCGUCAUGCUUAUCCUGCAACGCUUAUAUGAAUCUGAAACACCAGCUGUGCUGGCUGAUAUUCUUUGUGACCGCUACGACCUGAACACUACGUUGAAUAAUCUUGUUGAGAAAUGCAGUCUUUGGAGCUUCAGCUCCGCCAUGGGACGGUCAAUACUUGACGAGUCCUCUAAGAACUUUAAAGGAUGUUAUAAUGGAGUAGAAAGUGCUCCGAUUGUCAUCGAGAACAUCAUGAAAUGCGACUUUAUCCUUCACGUCGGUGCGGUAAAGAACGAGAUGAACACGGGCCAUUAUUCGCUGAAAUUCAAACAAAACGCUUGUGUGGUGGAAAUGCAUCCUGAGUAUAUCCAAAUUUCAAAACUCAACAGCCAAAAAGCGACUCGCAAGUUUACUGGAUUUUUCAUGAACAUAGUCUUGAAGCAAAUUCUAAGCGAGCUGGACAUAUCUAAGUUACGGCGCCGCUAUCCCUCUAAUGAACAAAAAAAACCAGAGAAUGAGCUUACCCUGCAACCGCAACAACCCAUAACACAGCUCUUUCUUCAACAACGUUUCCCCAAAUUAAUAAAUUCUGGGGAUGUCUUUGUGGUAGAAACUGGUUCCUUUCAGUUCGGAGUUCGUGAUUACGUUUUCCCACCUAAUCUGAGAUACAUAUCGCAAGCAUUUUAUUUGUCUAUCGGUAUGGCACUGCCAUGUGCGCUGGGCGUGGGACUUGGUAUGCGUGAUUAUCCACUUCAUCACAUAAUCGUUGGCCAAGAAGAUAAUUGUAUCGUCUCUACUCCAAAAUUGAUUCUUUGUGAGGGAGACGGAGCGGCGCAAAUGACUGUUCAGGAAUUGACGUCUUUCCUGCGCUAUAAAAUUCCUGUGGAGAUCUUUGUUUGGAACAAUCGAGGUUAUACGGUCGAGAGAGCCAUCAGAGGUUCAACGCGGGCAUACAAUGAUAUCAUGAACUGGGAUUGGACAAAGUUACUUUCUGUGCUCGGGGAUGCCGACGAAAUCAGCUCUUGUGGAUUAUCAUUUGACAGUGUUGGCGAUCUUGCCAAAUUUUUCGAAACUUUUCGAGAUCCUCACAACAAAGUCGUAAGGUUGGCAGAGGUGAUUUUAAGUGUAUUGGAUAUUCCUGAGCAGUUGAAAGUAAUGGCAGCUGCGUGCCAGCAUUGA
Messenger RNA from Lachancea lanzarotensis, 1905 nucleotides. It is a transcript of the gene ARO10, whose product is annotated as LALA0S01e07228g1_1. NCBI's taxonomy places the organism in Eukaryota, Fungi, Ascomycota, Saccharomycetes, Saccharomycetales, Saccharomycetaceae. The record is from RefSeq and is a predicted model, not a curated record. Gene Ontology annotation, molecular function: magnesium ion binding; thiamine pyrophosphate binding; carboxy-lyase activity. The coding region runs from base 1 to 1905 and encodes 634 amino acids. The transcript has a single exon.